AUGGCUUCACCCUCUUCCUUCUGUCUCCUUGCUGCUCUUCUUGCAUUGCUCUCAUGGCAAGCCAUCGCCUCUGAUCCUAGCCCACUGCAAGACUUCUGCGUUGCUGAUAUGCACUCUCCAGUUCGUGUCAAUGGAUUUCCAUGCCUAAACCCAAUGGAAGUGAAUGCAGACCACUUUUUUAAGGCAGCCAAGCUCGACACUCCUAGGAAGACAAACAAAGUUGGGUCCAACGUCACCUUGAUUAAUGUCAUGCAGAUUCCUGGUCUCAACACUCUUGGCAUCUCAAUUGCACGCAUUGACUAUGCACCCUUGGGUCAAAACCCACCUCACACGCACCCCCGCGCCACUGAGAUCCUCACAGUGCUUGAGGGAACUCUUUAUGUUGGCUUUGUCACAUCUAACCCAAACACGUUAUUUUCCAAGGUACUUAAUAAGGGUGAUGUUUUUGUCUUUCCCAAGGGGCUCAUCCACUUCCAAUUCAAUCCUAAUCCCCACCAGCCCGCGGUUGCAAUUGCUACACUUAGUAGCCAAAACCCUGGAGUCAUUACCAUUGCAAAUGCAGUGUUUGGAUCAAAGCCACCGAUCUCAGAUGAUGUUUUGGCAAAAGCAUUCCAAGUUGAGAAGGGCACCAUAGAUUGGCUCCAGGCUCAAUUUUGGGAGAACAACCACUACUAAAUAUAAGGAGAGUAUGUUUGUUGUCAUGUCAUAUAUAAUGCUAUAGCAUAUAAAAUAAAUUUGUAUUUCAAGACCAGCUGAUUAUGUGGUCUAGCAAACACUCCAGCAAUAGAGAUUUAUGUUGGGAAAAAGGCUAUGUGGUUCUGGUGCAGCGUUCAGUGUAAUA
Molecule: messenger RNA, 841 nt
Organism: Oryza brachyantha (malo sina)
Lineage: Eukaryota; Viridiplantae; Streptophyta; Magnoliopsida; Poales; Poaceae
Product: germin-like protein 8-5
Exons: 2
Coding region: 1-675 (224 amino acids)
Cellular component (GO): cell wall
Molecular function (GO): manganese ion binding
Source: RefSeq, a predicted model, not a curated record